Messenger RNA from Puccinia triticina, 750 nucleotides. RefSeq lists its product as uncharacterized. The coding region runs from base 1 to 750 and encodes 249 amino acids. The record is from RefSeq and is a predicted model, not a curated record. NCBI's taxonomy places the organism in Eukaryota, Fungi, Basidiomycota, Pucciniomycetes, Pucciniales, Pucciniaceae. The transcript has 4 exons.
AUGUCUACUUGGCCAGGUCAACCAUUGUCCAGACACCCACUCAGCCCUGACCACAGCCAGCUUGACAAACCGGUGCCGCCCAGUUUAGGCACAGAAACCAAUCUGAGCUUGUUGCUAGAUAGGACAAGUUGGCAAAACAAUACGCCCACCCUCGAGACCUCACCCACCGAGCAUGAACUGGCUCUGCGCGAACACCAAGUCAACAAAGCCAAGCACCUCGAGAUGGCGAAGCUUGAGCUGGCCAAGCGCGAAGGGCAAGAAUUUCUUAGUGAAGCCAAUAUGGCUAGAAUCAAAAAUGGAAGGUCAAGGACCAAAGCUUUGGCCAGAGUACAAGAAAAUCACCGGUCAGUCACCCCACAUCACCCCCCUUCUGCGCGAUACAUGCACAGGGUUCACCCGCCACCUUCUAGAAUUCCUUCCGGCCAUAUGUUAAACGCCUCAAUGGUCCAUAGACGUGGUCCUCCCGAGCCUGCUGCUCGGAUGCGGCAAAUUUCCGAAAUUCUUGCUCACCCUACCAAACGAAAGGCCCGAGCGUCGCUAGGAGUUUUGAACCAUCCACCCCGCGGGGUCGGCCACGCGCCUCAUCCCAGCUCACACGCUCGACGACACAGUGGAAAUAUCACUGCCAAAAUGGCUCUAAGGGCCCAAGCAGAAAGACUCCAAAGAAGACGACUAGGGACCCUUGACCUCAAAGCUAGACAACAUAACUUGAAAGUACAGGCAUUGCGAGACCUCCGGAAGCGUGAAUAG